Molecule: messenger RNA, 3267 nt
Organism: Phaeodactylum tricornutum CCAP 1055/1
Lineage: Eukaryota; Bacillariophyta; Bacillariophyceae; Surirellales; Neidiaceae
Exons: 1
Coding region: 142-3267 (1041 amino acids)
Molecular function (GO): protein binding
Source: RefSeq, a predicted model, not a curated record
CUUUGGGCGUGAGUGGAAAUAGCGACGGGCCAAACGCAUCCCAAUAGUGACGGGUACCGUGGGAGUAUUGGGGUGAGUGAGUGAACGAGUGAGGGAAGGAUCUAGUGUCAAACCGAAAAGGCGCGUUCGGCUAACGGCACAAUGCAUCCGCGACGCGGUAUGUUCGACGAUUCGAGACGUCUUCCACCGACGUCUAGUUCAACCUUGUCCCGAUCGACUCAGCGAAACGGUGGGAAAGAAUGGCGGAAGGAACCGCGUGCCGAUGUGGACGACAGGAUCCAGGACGACUUUCCCACGCCGCCCGUUACCCCGGAGAGUUCUGCCGGGGGUUCACCGCCUCAAAACUUAACGAGCUCGACAAUGAAUCGAGAAAGGAGACAGUCCAAGGCAGCCUAUAGUAGAGCAACGGGACCGUUUGUCGGGUCGCCCGGAAGCGCCAGUCCCUCGCACGCCAACGCCUUUUCUCCGAAAGAGAUGAGGAAGGAACCAAUUAUAGUAAAAGGGCAGCAGCAGCGAAGCGAGAAAUUGGAUGCGACGGUGAGGAGCCCGAACACUGCUUCGGACACCGUCCUGGGACGACUUUACGAAGCGGUCGACCAAGUAUGCGCGCCGCGCACCUCUUCCCCGACGGCAAUUGUCGACUACACCACGCCGGAAAGAACCGAAGAGGUGCGCCAACGGCUCACGUUCGAAAGAGAAUGCGGGACGUCGCCGGUGGACGACGGAGAUGACUCUGCUGGGCGAUCGCGCACAACCAGUUUUUUAGACUACCUUACGGGGGGGACGGCGGGGACUACGAUCGCCGACGCUGACGACCAAGGCUUUGAUCUCCUACUCGACGAAAGCAACUCGCAGCCUUUCAGCGAUACGAGAGAGAAGGAUGUUGGAAGGCAGCGCCAGCGCACGCUGAAAGCAACGCGCCGUGGCAACAAAAGUGGACCAAAUACCAAUGCCACAGCAACUCUGGCGCAAUCAUUUUCUGCUGCCCUAGCGUUUUACCAAGGCUCGUCAUCCCCACCGAGAUCACCACUUAAGACGAAUAACAAUCUUCCCAUGCGCAAAAUCAAAUCAGCAGCCAAAGCCGCUUUGGCUGUCAAGGCAUUGAACACCAAGAAGGCAAUUGCGUACCAGGAAGCUGCCCACACCAAACAUACAUCGUCUACCAGCAAUGGAAGUGCUGCACAUGCCCGAGCCACCGCUGCGGACGAGACCACCAUUUCAGCGGUAGUGAUGGCUUUGGAUAACAGUGUGGAAACACUGCGAUCUCCCUCAGGAACGAUGGUGAAACAGACCAACGAAGAGACGGAAGCCCAUGUCAAGCAAGUCUUGGUGGCUUUUAAAGGAGCAGCCAAGGGACCAUUGAGCAGUAUUUCGGAGGAAGAAAUCAUGUCUCGGGAGUCGGCAGAGUUCAAGGUUCACGUAUCGGGCGAAACAGCGAACGUUUGGGGCGACAGCGGUUUGAUCGAAGUGGAAAUGAUCGAUGAGGUAGAAGAAGACAAAGCCUACCCGAUUGAUUCGGUGCAAAACAAUCUCACGAGUGAAGCAACACCUUCUUCGAUGGCCGAAAUUGCAUCUGGUGGAGACGAGAUAGGCGAUCGAUAUUCAUCAAACACAGCGAGUGCAUCGUCCACGUUUCGCUCCAGAGUACAGCAAGUAGAUUCCAAUUCGGAUCUACCGACAAGACUGCUUCGCAAAAAUAGACCUUGGAAGACUAAGCCUUGGAGGAGUACUAGCGGGCUGUUCAAGACCAACUCAUUUGUUGCGAGCAAGAUUGGAGAAACGAAACAGGACGAUCCUGUAACGUCACAAAAGUCCAAGUCAAUAUCGGGUGGAAAACCACAGUGGAAAAUUGCCGUCGACGCUGAAUCUGGUCGUACAUAUUACUACCAUCGAAUUUCACGUGUGACUUCCUGGACAAAGCCACCUGACGGUGAAGUGGGUAUUGAAGUUGAAACCCAAAGUAAAAACGAAAGUUGCAAGGAUGUGGCAAAACCAGAUUUCGAUAAUGUCGUAUGGCAGAAAAAGGAAGAAAUUUCUGCAUUGCUCGAAACGUUGACUCCUUCUGACUACGAGAAUGCGAGACGAUUAAUGGUGCGGUAUAGUGGGAACGAGGACGAGUUGCUAGCGCAGCUACGUAAUUUGGCCCAGUCCCAGCCUUUCGAUGAGUCCUCGGUCAAUGCUGGAGAAUCUGCUAGUUUCGACAACGCAUUGGAUACUGAUAUAGCACUUUCGAGGCCGACGAGUAUGAAGUCUCGCACUGUGACAUUGUCUAGUUUAAAAAGUGGGACCAGCGUCUCUACGAGAGUCUCCGAACAGACUGACGUGAUACGGAACACCGCAAAUGGACGUCGCCGCGGUUCGAACAAGAUGGAAAGCGACAGUUCUGUCACGAGCAUCUCGAGUCAACAUGAUGACAUUUGGAGACCCGGUGCACGUAUUCCAUACUCGGGAAAGCCAUUACGUAUGGAUCGCAUUCCGAGCCGAAUUCCUGUUCCGCGCGUACGUGAACUCGUGGCGGAAGAUCUCUCCUCGCCAAAGGGCUUCCGCAUUAGCCAAAAGAUAAGCGUUGCCCACAAUUCUCAGCCCACAAUUUCCAGGAGAGUAAAGUCCCUUUCUCCCCCGGAAGGAAAUGAAAAUACAGGCUCAAAGGAUGAUUUAAAACAGACGGAUGAAAUCAAAGACUUCGAUUCCAUGGGUUUGAAUGACGACAUUUCCGCAUUGAGCAUGGCUGAUAUCGACUACCCAGGACACAGAAUCUGUGACACUCACGGAGCCCGUCGCCGCCCGGUUGAUGAUGUGUUUGCACGUAAAGAAUCACAUUUGGUGGCAGCGCAGUCCGGCGGAACUCUUCACUCCAAGCAACCUGUAACGGGCUCCCCAGCACAUCGAUGGACUCAAGCACAGUUAGAUGGCUUUAUUGCGCUGAACGACUGGGACGCGGUAGCGAAGCAUAUUUCCCAAGUCCAAGGCACUAAUAGGAAAGUUAAGACUGAGAAGAAUGCUGUGGCUUUUCAUUCAAGGAUCGCAUUUGAAAUGCAACAAGAGCCGCUGGUUCAACGCAGCCAGUAUGAUGAAGUGAACGGCGGUCACGUACAAAAGCGUCUCGGAGGGCGCUUUCAACGGCGACAUGACGGCAUGCACUCCGCUUCAAGCCGAGAUAUGUCUUCUGUUGAUGAUACAGACGCGUUCAGCACGGUGAGCGAAUACGCGGAAGAACGACGGAGACGUUCCAACAGGAUACGACGAGCUACGAGAGGAUUUCAUUGA